GAUUUAUUGGCGGCUAGGGUUAACAACGAGGAGGGCCGAGCGCGAGCGCGAUGGCGGGACUGGUGCUCCAUGUGAAUGCCGGGAUCAACAAAAAUGCGCACAAAGUUCUCAUCGUGGCCGAGAUUGUGGGAGUCAAGGUCGAUCUGGUUCCUGAUUUCGAGAUGGGAGUGAGCAACAAGACGCCCGAGUUCUUGAAGCUGAAUCCGUUGGGAAAGGUGCCCGUGCUAGAGACACCGGAUGGUCCGAUCAGUGAGAGCAAUGCGAUUGCUAGAUACGUGGCCAAUCUCAAGGGAAAACUGACCGGGUCGACACUGUAUCAGACUGCCCUCGUUGAUCAGUGGAUUGACUUCGCGACUACCGAAGUCGAUACCAGCUUGGGGAGGUGGUUGUAUCCACGCUUUGGAUACCUCCCUUACGCGCCAGAGGUGGAAGAGCAUGCCAUUGAGGCGAUCAAGCGGGCUUUCGGUGCCCUCAACAGUUACCUCGCAUCUCGGACAUAUCUCGUGGGUCACUUCGUUACCCUGGCGGACGUAAUCACGAUCUGCAACUUGACCUGGGGAUUCCGGUCGGGAGUUUUUUCGGAGGAGUUCAUGGCCCCUUUCCCUCACGUCGAGAGAUAUUUCUGGACCGUUUCCGCUCAGCCGGCGUUCAAGAAAAUCCUCGGAGAGAUUGUCCGUGGUUCAGUGGAGGUCCCCCCUCCCCCUGCCAAGGGACAGGCACCGCGAGGCUCGCAGACUCCAAGGCCAUCAAAGGCGAAAGCGGAGGCUCCCAAGCCCAAGCCCAAGGAAGAGGCGCCACCCAAGCCGAAAGAGGAGGCCCCGGCCGCUGAUGAGGAGGAGGCUCCCAAGCCGAAAGCCAAGAAUCCUCUCGACUUGCUGCCACCGAGUCCCAUGGUUUUGGACGACUGGAAGAGGCUCUACUCCAACACCAAGGCCAAGGACUUCGCAGAAGUUGCUCUCAAAGGAUUCUGGGAGAUGUAUGACCCCGAGGGAUACUCCCUGUGGUUCUGCGACUACAAGUACAACGAUGAGAACACGGUGCCUUUCGUGACGAUGAACAAGGUGUCGGGAUUCCUGCAGCGCAUGGAUUUCAUCCGGAAGUACGCGUUCGCCAAGAUUUGCAUCCUGGGCGACCAACCGCCGUUCAAGAUCAAGGGGGUGUGGCUGUUCCGGGGGCCGGAGAUCCCGCAGCAAGUCAGGGACGAGUGCUACGAUCUGGAGCUGUACGAGUGGACCAAGGCCGACCCCACGGAUCACGUCCACAAGGAGCGCAUCAACGCUUACUUCGAAGAGCCGGACGUGAUUGAGGGCGAGAAGCUGCUCGAGGCUAAGUGCUUCAAGUGAAGAGAGGCGGUGUUUUGUUUUUGGCUGGCUUUUAUAUUCUAUACGGUCGUAUUCUUUUUUGUUCCUGCAGUAGAGUUUCCAUCAAUCACACCUUGGGUGAUUGCGAAGCAACGCAUGAUCAGAUGUGGUAACUCGCUGCCAAGAACAAAGUGUGGAACUCGCGACGAUUUU
Selaginella moellendorffii is the source of this 1514-nucleotide messenger RNA. Its product is annotated as elongation factor 1-gamma 2. Lineage: Eukaryota; Viridiplantae; Streptophyta; Lycopodiopsida; Selaginellales; Selaginellaceae. Gene Ontology annotation, molecular function: translation elongation factor activity; glutathione transferase activity. Gene Ontology annotation, biological process: translational elongation. The record is from RefSeq and is a predicted model, not a curated record. The coding region runs from base 51 to 1343 and encodes 430 amino acids. The transcript has 7 exons.